CCAGCAGGAGGUGGGCCGCGCUGCGCGGUGAUGUCAGAUCCCGGCGCCCGGUCCCGCUGCGCGCGCACUGGUGCUGCCUGCAGGAGCGGCGGGGGUGCUGUGGCAUCUCUGCGAGGGCGCCCGGCGGGUCCCUCCGGCCCGGGCAGCCUGUGUGCGAGCCCGGGGCCGUGCGGGGACAGUUGCACCGGCACCGCCCGGCGGCGGAGCGGGAGCGCGGCUCCGGCGGACCUGUGUCCGCUCCGUGGGACGCUGCGGGGAGCCCGUCGGGCGAAGGACCUGCCAGGCAGCAACGUGAAUCCCAGCCCUCGGGCCAGGGGGAGCCGCCCCGUGCUUGUGGCUGGCGCUGCUAGCGGGACCCCGCUCCGGGCCUACGGGGCUGACGGUGCCGGGGUCUGUGCCUGGCGCUGGAGCGUGGCACUCGCUUCUCUCUGCUGUUUCCAGAUCCAUUUUCCUGAGUCCAGCCCGGGCCACUGAGGAUCUGCAUCCCUUCGUUCCUGCUGCUUGGCUCCAUUCCCCCCUAUCUUUCCGCUCUGCAGGAUGAUGGCUGCAGCAGUCCUGGCUCAGCUCCAGGAGGCCUUUGAGGACGUGGCUCUGUACUUCACCCAGAAGGAAUGGGAGCUGCUGGAAGACCGAGAUAAGGUGCUUUACCGGGACCAGAUGCUGAGGAAUUACCAAGCCCUUGUUUCCCUGGGAUAUGAAGGUCCCAUACCAGACUUGAUCUGCCGCAUCCAGCGAGGGGAGGUGGAGCUGUGGGUCUGUGAUGAUUAUGACCCUGAAGAAAGUGUGCAGUCAGAGGGCGUGUCCCCAGAUUCUUCUGACACAAAGGGCACCUGGGACUCAUCAACAGAGGAAAAUUCCUGGCACUCGUUCCCUAGAGGAGAGACUUCCCUGCAAGCAGCAGGUGCCAGGAUGCUGAGCAGAGCUGAGCAACAGCCUGCUGAAGAACAGCUUGCAAACCUUGACCUGAUUCCAGCCGUUAACCAGCUGCUUAUGCAAUGGGGACAGAGAACAGCUGAGCCCUGUAGGAGGCGUAUAUGCAGUGAAGGAUUCAAGGGACAGAAGGACUUGAGGAGCCAUGAGGGCAGCACUCCCAUGGGGGAGGAACUGUAUAUAUGUGGAGAGUGUGGUGAGAGCUUCAGGGGCCAACAGGAGCUAAGGGUGCAUGGGCAAACUCAUGGGAGGCAGACGGCCCACCCUUGUGCUAAGAUGGAGCAGAGCUUUAACCAGCUGUCCAAGCUCAGAGUCCAGCACUGCAUCCACACUGGGGAGAAGCCCUACCAGUGCACUCAGUGUGGGAAGAGCUUCAAGCAGAGCUCUACACUUACUCAGCACCAGCGCAUCCACACAGGGGAGAAGCCAUUUCACUGUGGGGACUGUGGGAAGAGCUUCAACCAAAUGUCCCACCUACAAGUCCACCGGCGUAUCCACACGGGGGAGAAGCCGUAUGGCUGUACCGAGUGCGAGAAGAGCUUCAACCAGCUGUCUCACCUCCAAGUGCACCAGCGCUCGCACACGGGGGAGAAGCCCUAUGGCUGUGCCAAGUGUGGCAAGAGCUUUGCCCGCCAGGACUUCCUCCAAGUGCAUAUGCGAAUGCAUACCGGGGAGAAGCCAUAUCACUGUGGGGAGUGUGGAAAGAGCUUCAUCCACUCGUCUCACCUCCGUGUGCACCAGCGGAUCCAUACCAGGGAGAGGCCGUUUCACUGCACGCAAUGUGGGAAGAGCUUCAGAGAUCCCUCUGCUCUGACCAGGCACCAGCACAUCCACACCAAGGAGAAACCACAUGGUUGCACCCAGUGUACAAAGAGCUUCCACCACUCGUCCUACCUCCAAGUCCACCAGCGUGUCCACACAGGUGGGAAGCCACAUCACUGUCCCAAGUGUGGGAAGAGCUUUAACCAGCUGUCCCAGCUCCGCGUCCACCAGCGUAUCCACACUGGGGAGAAGCCCUACCACUGUGCACAGUGUGGGAAGAGCUUCCGGCAGAGCUCCACUCUUACCCAGCACCAGCGCAUCCACACAGGGGAGAAGCCGUAUGGCUGUACCGAGUGCGAGAAGAGCUUCAACCAGCUGUCUCACCUCCAAGUGCACCAGCGCUCGCACACAGGGGAGAAGCCCUAUGGCUGUGCCAAGUGUGGCAAGAGCUUUGCCCGCCAGGACUUCCUCCAAGUGCAUAUGCGAAUACACACUGGGGAGAAGCCAUAUCACUGUGGGGAGUGUGGGAAGAGCUUCAUCCACUCAUCCCAUCUCCGAGUGCACCAGCGCAUCCAUGUCAGGGAGAAACCGUGCCACUGCAGUGACUGUGGGAAGAGCUUCAGGGAUCCCUCUGCUCUGAACAAGCACCAACGAACCCACCAGCCUGCCCCUUGCCAUUGACAUAGGGUGGUUUCUGCCAUUUCUCCACACAGUUGGUGUCCUGAAGUGGGAGAGGGGGAAAGCCUGGCAGCUGGUCUAAAGUGCCCCCACCUCCACAGUCCCCAGGUGUUGGGUUUGCAUUUGCCUUGAAGAUGGGAGUGUUCUCCUUUAGCGUUUAGAUUAUGGUUGUAUGGUAUGGUUUGGAUAGAGCUGAUCCUGCCCCAGGUAGGAAGUUGGACUAGAUGCAACCUCUGGUUGGACUAGAUGGUCCCUUCCAGCCCCACUUCUCUAUGACUGACUCCUAGGAGAACCUCCGUAGUUGGGGUUCCGGGCUGCAGCAGGGAUGGAGGAGAUAAGCAGACUCAGGCCUGUGCUGCAGGAACUCUGGUUUGGUGCCCAUAUUGGUUGCCCAUGUUGUACUUAAGGGUGGCAUUUUGACAUUGCCCAAGAUGAGCCUUUCUUUUACUUUUCCUACUUUUGUAGUGUUAGGCUUGUUUCAGGGGAAGAAUUGACUGCUUUUGGGGGAGGGGGUGCAGGUUUGGUAGAAACCUUGGGAAGGGUGGAGGAUCUCUUCUGAGGUUGAGGUGGGGUGAUGGGAAUUGGGGAGCCGGGGGUUCAGAAUGGUGUCUUACAUUUGGCUGGAAGUAGCAACUGGGAGGCAUGGUUGGGUAGGUGGUGGUGGGGGGUGUGUGCUCGUGUAUGGGGUGAGGGGUGGGGGUUGGAGUUCUCACAUUUUGGGCUGUUUGAGGAACCCUGCCUUGUAUUUGUUUAUUGCAAGCCUGGCUGAGACAUUCAUGUAAGGCAAGGUAUAAAUAAAACAAUAAAUAGCUAAGUCAGUCUACCCCUAUGGGGAGUCACUGCCCAGAAAACAGCUUCCCUGGGGAGAUUCAGGCACUUGUGCCUGUCUGCAGGAUCUUUGAUGGUGCAGUGAUGAUAGCAGCGCCCUUGUGUAGAUAGUCUGUGCCAGCAAAGGGUGUAGAUUCAUGACCUCCUGGUUGAUGUGGGCUGAAGCAGAUGAAUGUAUUCCCCUGUCAGCAAAGCUGUGCCCACACCAGGUGCUUUAAUGGAGCAGCUGGGUCAGUUGGAGGAUGGGAAGUUUCAGUUCUGCCUGACCUAACCAUGAUGGUAAAACACCAAUGUCCUCAUUUCAAACACCAUGCAACCUUGCUUCCCUUUGUUUUUGCCUCUGUGAUAAUCCUACAAUGCCCCAGACCAUACCUGCCGAUGCCCCAGCACCCCUGACCCCCAAAUCCUCCCAGCAUCUUUCACUCUGUCCUAGGACCCCCAGUCCCCUUCACAACCACUGCUCUCCCCAGCCCCAGUGCCCAUCUUCCUCACUGCCCUUAUUCACUGCCACACUCUUCUGUCCCCACAGCCAGCUCAGUCUGGGUGGGGUGCUGGGUGAAUGGUUUUCUAGGCUCAGGGCUUGAGCACGCGGGGAGAAUGUAGUGUUUGUCUUGGGCAGCAUUAUAGCAUUUACCGCAAGGGAAAGCAUUCUGCCCUGGAGUAGGGGUUAUGGGAUAUAUGGACUGCUUUAGCAGUGUGUUCUUGGGGUGGGGGGGAGGUGCUCAUGGGGAGCCUGAGGAUUUUGAGGGGUCUGUAGUGAGUAGAAGAGUCCUGCAGGAAUCAUAGUAUUUGGGGUGAUAGAGGUUGGUGCAAGUGUUGCUGAGGGGUUCAAGUGACAGGGAGCCAGAGGGUCUUGGAUGUGCUAUAAGAAGCCAGGGCGGCUCAUGGGGAAUGGGAGGGAUACAGAAAUUAAGGGCCUUUCUCUCGCACCCUACUUGGUGAAGCUGCCUGGUGAGAAGAGCUAACAUUAGUGUGGGGAAAACUGAGUCCUCUCGACCCCUCCUUGGAAGAAGGGGCCUGUUACAGGGAGGACGCUGUGGCAGGUGCUGAGGGUAGCUCCCUGGGGCCGCAGGGGAAGGAGCCUGUUCCCUUCCCCCCACCUCCGCACACUGGGGUCUGCCUUGAUGAUGGUGACAAGACAAACAGCUCCAGCUCUUCCCAUCCCCUGCCAUGGACUGAGGGGAUUCAAAUGCCCCAGGCCAAGGUUGCACAGCCCUAAGCCCCCCCCACCCCCAAGGGCUGAGGGUGCAGAUGUGGGAGGGGGACAGCUGCCCCUCUGGAACUGCCCAUUGCUGGGGGGGGGGGUAGUUAUACCCCCAGAGGAGCCCCUCUGGGGUAUUAUUUUCCCCUCUAAGGGUAUUUUAAACAAAACCCCUUCCCCUCAAAUGGUACUGACUUUUCAUCCUCAGAGUUAAAAAGUCCUCAGCAUUGGGCAAUUUCCCUAUUCACUGCCUCCAGCGUGGUCCUUCCCAGCCCAAGAGCAGGGGCUGUUUUUUCCCCCUUAGGCUGGGGCAGGGUUGUCCCAGCCGCCUGUGGAGGGUUUGGGAUCAAGAGUAUGGUCGAGGGUAGAAAAGUAAGAAAGGUUUAUUGACUUAACAAAAACACAACUACGCGUAGUAACAAGACAAACAAUGACAGACAAAAGCAAUUUGCAUCAGCAACUUAUUGGCAGUCCCCUCUGAUGCCUGAUACACAGCAAGUUUCUCUCCACAAAGUUCAGCGAAGUCAGGCGUCCUUUAACAGCACUGUCUGAGGGGUACCGGGAAAGACCCUGGAAUGCAGUCCUUUGGGCUCCUUGAGGUCCACGGGCCCACUGAUCCAGGCAACAGCUAACUAAUCCUUUUUACAGAGCUGUAUCUUCCUUCUGAAUAGUUGCCAGAUAUUCCAGCCAAUUUAAAGCUUCUGAAUGGUUCUGAUAACGUACAACCGCUCAGAUUCCUUUUACUUCAACUGUCCUUAGACUGACCAAUAGCAGUACAAGCCUUGCAUUCUUUUGAUAAGGUAAUUUUAACUACGCCACAGGGCCUUACUACUUCAAGGCUUUGCUAAGUUUACUAGGCCUUACUUUAUACAAGGCCUCACUACAUCUUAGACUUUAAUUAGGCUUUUAGCAACAACAUAUAGCUUAAUAUCUAAACAAAUACAGAAAAACACUUGGUCUAAUCUUCAUAGAGCCUUCAGCAAGCACCUUGAUCACACAGGCACACUUUUCACCUGUCACACGGGGGUAGUGACACACCUGCCCUGGGAGACAUGGGAGGGGGGGAGGUGAGGGGAAAUGGCUGUGGGGGGCAGGGGUGGUUCUUGUGCCAUGGACAGUGGUAUCAGAGGCCCCUAUGGUGCUAGCAUCUCCCCCGGGGCCAGGGUUGGAGAAACCUGUGUCCUUCCUCUCACGAUGCCCUUGCAUGGACCUCAGGGCUCCAGGGAUUAUGCUGCUCCCUCCCUGCUGCUGCACUUGCUGCAGGGGGCCAGCACCCACAGGCACCCCUGCCCCAGCCAUGCCAGGUGGAGGUACUGGCUGGGGGCUCUAAACCUGCAUGUGUUCCUGCUUCUGUAUUCCCCAUUGUUGAGACACUGGUGGGUGGGGGGGGCUGCAUUAUGACCCCUGAGACCCAGCAGCUCAGGCCUGUGAGGUGUGGGGGCAGGGGCUCAGCUGCCUGCUGGGCACCUGGGAAGUCCCAUCACUAGGCCGCAGGGACAAGAUGAGCUGUCCUGGAGGGGGGCAGCCCUGAGCCUCUGUUACCAGCAACCCAGUACCAUUUGGUCUUUUGAGAAACAAAACUACAGCCCUUCUGUGAUCAGGACUCCUUUGCAAGCUUAGAUUUCAGGGAUGGUUGCAACUCCCUUACUGAUUAUCCUUUGUGUACACCAAGUCAAAAUGCAAUCACAUUUUCCAGUGAUACUCCAUUCCCUCUUAGCAGGUCAGGUAGAGGUGAGACAGGUCUAUAACCCAACCUUUUAUAGAUUAUAUCCCAUAACAGGCACUGCUUUGUUUAUCUAGCUACCAGCAACAGCACUACACAGAUUCUCACCUGUACUGGCUGGAGGAGACACAGGGAGGCGGAAGGUGGCAUGCAGGCUGGCAAGACCUUGUCUUGACUCUGUAGUGGUUUUCCCAAAGAUCCCCCAUUUACACCCAAUAUUUACAAGUGGCUCAUUUAAAUAAAGAUUCUGAUUGGUGUUA
Molecule: messenger RNA, 6382 nt
Organism: Alligator mississippiensis (American alligator)
Lineage: Eukaryota; Metazoa; Chordata; Crocodylia; Alligatoridae
Product: zinc finger protein 883
Exons: 5
Coding region: 538-2373 (611 amino acids)
Biological process (GO): regulation of transcription by RNA polymerase II
Molecular function (GO): RNA polymerase II cis-regulatory region sequence-specific DNA binding; DNA-binding transcription factor activity
Source: RefSeq, a predicted model, not a curated record